Messenger RNA from Strongylus vulgaris, 495 nucleotides. The record is from the annotation of a GenBank genome assembly. NCBI's taxonomy places the organism in Eukaryota, Metazoa, Nematoda, Chromadorea, Rhabditida, Strongylidae.
AUUAUUCUGGUCGUUGCUGGAUUUGUCAAUUUGGCACUUUCAUUCUAUGAACCUGAAAUGCAAGCUCCUGUUGAAGAGACAACUACCGCAGCAUCUCUUUUAGCUGGAACUUUCUUGAAUAACAUCACUGGACAUGAUCUACUAAACUCGAUUCUUCCCUUUAACACCACGACACCGGAACCACCUGGAGAAGGACAUGGGACAGCUUGGAUAGAAGGAGUCGCCAUUCUACUCUGUGUCGUUGUUGUUGUACUUGUGACAGCAGUCAAUGACUAUUCGAAAGAACGACAAUUUAGAAGUCUACAGGAAAAAAUCGAAACCGGUCAAAAAUUCUCUGUAAUUCGCGAUGGUGAGGCUAUUGAUGUACCUGUUUCGGAUUUGGUUGUUGGAGAUAUUGCCCGAGUAAAAUAUGGUGAUCUUCUACCAGCUGAUGGAUUUUUACUGCAGGGUAACGACCUAAAGGUAAGAAAUGGAUGCCUCAGGAGUAAUACAUAG